Molecule: messenger RNA, 1518 nt
Organism: Trichoderma aggressivum f. europaeum
Lineage: Eukaryota; Fungi; Ascomycota; Sordariomycetes; Hypocreales; Hypocreaceae
Exons: 1
Coding region: 1-1518 (505 amino acids)
Biological process (GO): fluoride transmembrane transport
Cellular component (GO): plasma membrane
Molecular function (GO): fluoride transmembrane transporter activity
Source: RefSeq, a predicted model, not a curated record
AUGGCUUCAUCACACGACCCAGCGCGGCGAUCCAGCUCUGGCAGCUACAACGCCCCAAUCGCGUACCAAAACCUCGACGAUGCCACCACCGCAUUAUCAGUCGAUAUUCCAGAUGCAAAUCAGGCGCCAACAGCAGCAGCGCCGGCAUCCCCCGCUCGCGAAGCCCGGCGGCGAUCCGUCACAGAAGCCCAGUCAUACGACAUUCCGGACGACUGGGCAAAUCUCGAUGAACUGGCGGCAACAAGCCCCGUGGAAAACGUCGCCGAGUCGUCCAUAUACAGGCACCGCAGCCUAGAGCAGAUCCGGACUCGAGACCGCGAAGGGCUCCAAUCGCGACGUGCCAGCCUCGCAGAGUCACCGCGCCAACCCCCACCGGCAGAAUUGACCGAUGUCGAGGCCGUCGAUGAGAAAGAGGAACACCAUGUGUCGAGACUAGCAACUCAGAUCUACACGAUAUCGUACCUCGUCUUCUUUGCCAUAUGGGGCACUCUUGCGCGCGUGGGAUUGAGCGCAUUGAAUACAUACCCUGGCGAUCCCGUCAUAUUUGACAUUCUAUGGGCCAACUUCGGCGGAAGUCUCAUCAUGGGCUUCCUCUCCGAAGAUCGGAUGUUGUUCCGCUAUGAAUGGGGAACACCUUCAUACGACCAAUUGCUUGCGCGCGCAAAAGAAAAUGGAAGCAAUGGCGAGGGGAGCUCAAGACAGGGCGACCAAGUCAUCGAUCUGGUAGCAGCCAAGAAGGCGCAUCUGGCGACCAAAAAGACGAUUCCUCUCUACAUUGGCCUAGCUACCGGUUUUUGCGGCAGCUUCACCAGUUUUUCAAGCUUCAUCCGCGACAUCUUCCUCGCCCUGUCCAACCAAAUGGUCACCCCCGGUCUAGGCAUCCCAGGCCGAAACGGCGGAUACUCCUUCAUGGCCCUCCUCGCCGUGACGCUCACCACAAUCUCCCUCUCGCUAGCAGGAUUAAUCCUCGGCGCCCACCUCGCCAUCGCUUUAGAACGAUUCACCCCGUCCAUCCCAUACCCUGUCACCCGCAAGAUCCUCGACCCCCUCGGCGUCUUCCUCGGCUGGGGCUGCUGGCUCGGCGCAAUCCUCAUGGCCGUCUUCCCCCCGCACAACAAAUGGCGCGGCGAGAUCCUCUUCGCACUCGUCUUCGCGCCCCUGGGAUGCCUCGCUCGCUUCUACCUCGCCAUCUAUCUCAACGGCAAGAUCGCCUCGUUUCCCUUGGGCACGUUCGCCGCCAACAUCGCUGGCACCGCCGUCUUGGGCAUGUCGUGGGACAUUGCUCACGCUCAAAUAGGGGGGGUCGUCGGGUGUCAAGUGCUGCAGGGCAUCGAGGAUGGUUUCUGCGGGUGCUUGACCACCAUCUCGACGUGGGUUGCCGAGCUGAGCAGCCUCAAACGAAGCCACUCGUAUAUAUAUGGCUUUAGCAGCGUGGCAGUCGCUCUAGCAGUAAUGAUUGCCAUCAUGGGAGGCUUGCGAUGGAGCGAUGGCUUUAGCCCUUUGCUUUGCGUUUCUUAA